AUGCAGCCAAACAUGGAGCAAACUUACCGAGUUGAAAAUUUUGAUCCCAAAACCGACGAGAAAGAGCAGCAACACCUUGACUUACCUACGGAGCAAACUUACCAAGUUGAAAAAGAUGAUCCCAAAACCGAAGAAGUCGAAGAGCAGCAACACCUCGAAUCACAUAAACCUAUAAAAAGAGUUGAGAUAAUUAAAUGUGAUGGAGAGCCAAGUCCAACCGCUUCAGAAAUUCUACGUGAAAUCAGUGAGCAGAAACGAAAGUGUGACAAGCUAAACAAAAGGUUAGAGUCUCUUGCCACCUGGAAUUGGGAAGAGGUUAUCAAUGUCAGCAGCGAAGAUGAUCCAAAUCCCGAUUAUGAGAUGGCUGAUACUGCAGAUUCAAUGGAGAGUUUUUGGAAGAAAUCUAAAAUUCCACGAGUUGAAAUACGUACCCGUGAACGAGUUGUUCAAUUCGAUUCCGUCUAAAGCUUUUCAUGAUUUAAAAUUUUCCAUUAUGUAUAUACAAUGAUAUAAUU
Helianthus annuus (common sunflower) is the source of this 515-nucleotide messenger RNA. RefSeq lists its product as uncharacterized. The coding region runs from base 1 to 465 and encodes 154 amino acids. NCBI's taxonomy places the organism in Eukaryota, Viridiplantae, Streptophyta, Magnoliopsida, Asterales, Asteraceae. The record is from RefSeq and is a predicted model, not a curated record. The transcript has 5 exons.